CACAGUGCUUUCACUAUGGGCUUCCGGGCUGUUGCAACCUGGUACCGCUGCCUCCCAGCGCUCUGCUCCGGGACAGCGCUUCGGGUCGCUCCGGUGCUCAGACCCGCACCCUUCGUUUCCAUCCUGGGCAGAAGAAACCUGAACGUGCAGACAGCAACUGAGGCGGUUAAGCUGAAGAGCAUUGAUGACUUACCGGGGCCCAGCCGGUCCACCAGUAUGUACUGGUUGUUGGUCAAAGGAUACGCGGAAAAGAUGCACUUACUGCAGGGUUUACAGAAGCGUCUGUAUGGGCCCAUCUGGCGCUCCAAGUUUGGCCCUUUUGACAUCGUCAAUGUGGCGACUCCUGACCUCAUUGGUCAGGUGAUCCAGCAGGAAGGCCGCUACCCAGUCCGAGUUGAGAUGCCCCACUGGAAGGAGUACAGGGAGCUGAGGGGCCAGGCCUACGGACUCCACGUAGAAACAGGACCAGAGUGGUACCGCAUCCGCAGUGCCCUGAACCCCAAGAUGCUGAAGCUACAGGAGGUAUCGGUCUAUGCCUCCACCAUCCAGCAGGUGACUGGAGAUCUGCUGCAACGCAUUGAGCUCUUACGAGCUCGCAGUCAGGACCAAGCCACAGUUUUGGACGUGGCAGCUGAGCUCUACAAGUUUGGCUUUGAAGGUAUAUCCUCCAUCCUGUUUGAGACCAGACUGGGGUGCCUGCAGGAGGAGAUUCCCCAUGAGACUCUUCGCUUCAUCAAGGCUCUUAACGACAUGAUGACGUUUGCUGACAUGGUGCUUCUCUUCCCACGAUGGACCCGCAACAUCCUCCCCUUCUGGAAACGCUUUGUUCAGGCCUGGGAUGACCUCUAUGAAGUAGCUCAGAUGCUCAUCGACAGAAGAAUGGCUGAAGUUGAAGCUCAGGUGAGCAGGGGUGAGCCUAUAGAGGCCAUGUACCUGACCUACCUGCUGUCUUCUGGCAAACUGACCAAAGCGGAAGUCUACAUUAGCGUUACAGAGCUGAUGCUGGGAGGAGUCGACACGACGUCCAACACCUUGUCGUGGGCUUUGUAUCACUUAGCGAGAGACAGCAGGGCUCAGGAUCGACUUUACAGCGAGGUGAAUUCGGUUUGCCCUGACAAGCGGGAGCCAACCAUGGACGACCUGAGCAGGAUGCCCUUCCUGAAGGCCGUCAUAAAGGAGACAUUACGCCUGUAUCCAGUGGUUCCUGGAAACGGACGCUUUGUUUCGGAGAACGAGGUGAUUCUGAAUAACUACUGGUUCCCGAAGAAGACUCAGUUCCAUCUGUGCCAUUAUGAAGCCUGCCACGAUGAGUCCGAGUUCACAAAUGCAGAGCACUUCCUCCCAGAGCGGUGGUUUCGCAGUGACACGCCGAAUAGCCGCAGCGACAGAGCCAGGCCCGGCUUCUACCAGCAUAACCCUUACAGCUUCAUCCCGUUCGGCGUCGGGGUGCGAGCCUGUGUGGGGAAGAGGGUGGCAGAGAUGGAGAUGUACUUUGCUCUGUCCAGGCUGAUGCAGCAUUACGAGAUCCAGCCUGAAGAUGGUGCACCGACAGUGGAGGCCAAAACUCGGACGCUGCUCAUCCCCGCUAAGCCCAUCAACCUGCGCUUCCUCCCCAGAGCCUGAAGAUGGCGCCAGUGAUGGCGAGCAGCUUGUACAUUCACAAUAAAAGUGCUCCCAGAAGUUUCUUUCUCAGUGUAACUUUAGUUUGAGCAACAGGCUAAAACUGCACAGAGGUACAAAUGAGUAAUUAGAUAAAAAUUUAAGGCCAUUUCUGGUGUUUGCCAGUCUGGGUGUGGUGCAGUAACGCAUCUGAGCCUUCAUGGUGCAGAUUCCUGUCAGCAGCCGAUUUAACAAAUUUCAGCAAUGGUGGUAGUGAGUAAAUCCUCAAGCCAGGUUGUCACAUGCAGGGAUUUCUCUUUAGGAACACAUUUAAUGGGCACAUUUAUCAUUUUAAAGAAAUAAGCUCAUAAUUUAUCUACACAUUUAUCUUUAUAUGUAUUUCUUUAUAUUUCCUUAGCUAACGUCUGUUAUGGUCUUCCUUUAUUAUUUCAUAAUUAUUGUCAUUCUGUUUAGUUUUAGUCUUCUGGUAUAGUUCUGGAUUUUUCAGCAAUUAAAGGCACGUUUUUUGUUUUUUAAACCUCCUUUAGGUUUGUGCAUGUGGCUCCUCAGUUUAUUAACCCAUAACAGUAUUUGCAAAACAGAUGUUAUUAGUUUUUAGUUACUACUCAAGUAUAACUUCUUUGCACUGUCAGAUCUGAGAGUACACUGGCUGUUAAAGCCGUUUAAACACAUUACUUUAUUUACUUUCAUUAACUUUUACGCUGACUUUGAGUUUGACAUUGACUUUGGCUUAAGUGAAUCUCUGAAGUCUUUGAUGAUGAACCAGUAAAGUGAAAUUCUCCCUUUAAAGUUUUUAAAGAUUUUAUUUGUGCAUGUAUUUACACACAAAAGAGCUGUUUUAUCUUUCAUAAACAUAUUUGUGCAGGAAGUAAUUUCAUAUUCUUCUUCCUCUUUCAGAGAAGCCAGAAAGAGAGAAAAAUGACUUCUCUGCAGAGUUUAGAUGUUCACACAAAAUUGAACCUAAUGCCCAAAUCUUGCCUUCUGCAUUAUAUAAUCACUGUAAUUGUAUAACAAUGAGUCCUAAUAUCAGUGUGUGUGUGUGUGUGUGUGCCGGUCUAACUCCAAGCGCUUUGCAUACCUGUUUUUAUUAAUCUCUUUGGUGCAUAUAAAGCUGGAGCAGGUGGAGCUCAAAGCUCAGAUGUUGGAAGUGUGAAAAUACUUAUGCAGAUGGGUAGUGCACACUGCCCCCCUGUGACAAUAAGGAGGAACGGCAGGCUGUUUAUAUAUUUAAAGGUGAGGUUAAUAAAAUAUUUUACACCGAUCACUGUUUGUUUUGCUGUAAGCUCAGCAUCAACCACACAGAGGAAUAAAGUUGGAGAGAGUGUGUGAAUUUACUGAAGGAAAAACGAAUGUUUACCAACUUUCUUAAAAUUAAUUUAGUUGUAGUUUGAAGCUCUAGAUGCAGACUUUUCUAACUCGGCUCUUCCUUUUUUUUCUUUGCAAUGGUUUUGAACAAUUACAAUAUCACAUGUAGACGUGGUGAUUGUGAUCCCAGUAAAGAUGAAAUGUUUGUGUUUUUUCUAAAUAAAUCAAGUAUUUUCUUUA
This is a messenger RNA of Neolamprologus brichardi, 3165 nucleotides long. NCBI's taxonomy places the organism in Eukaryota, Metazoa, Chordata, Actinopteri, Cichliformes, Cichlidae. The record is from RefSeq and is a predicted model, not a curated record.